Messenger RNA from Doryrhamphus excisus (bluestripe pipefish), 1535 nucleotides. Lineage: Eukaryota; Metazoa; Chordata; Actinopteri; Syngnathiformes; Syngnathidae. The record is from RefSeq and is a predicted model, not a curated record.
AGACUCUUGACUCUUGUCUUCUUCACAAGCUCUUCACUCGGUUAACACAACACCACCAUGUCUUCUUCUUCGUCUUCUUCUUCUUCACUCUGGAGGAACAACAGCUUGACCCCCACUGGAGGCCGAGACCCCCCUCUGUCGGACCAGGGUGAGACCAUCAUUGGAGUCUACCUGCUGCUACUGGGUUGUUGUCAUGGAAACCGGUCAUCAGAAGUUUUGUAUCUAUUGUCAGGGUGGUUGUCCUGGUUCGGGAACAGCAUCGUUCUCUUCGUGUUGUACCGCCAGAGGGCCUCGCUGCAGCCUACUGAUUAUUUGACCUUUAACCUCGCCGUGUCCGACGCCAGCAUUUCUGUGUUCGGCUACUCUCGAGGCAUCAUAGAGAUCUUCAACAUCUUCCAGGACAGCGACUACCUGAUCUCAUCCAUCUGGACCUGUGAGGUGGACGGCUUCUUCACGCUGUUGUUUGGACUGGGCAGCAUCAACACGCUGACGGUGAUCAGCGUCACACGCUACGUAAAAGGAUGUCACCCCGGCAGAGCUCAUCACAUCCACAUGACCAGCGUGUCCGUAUCGUUGCUGGUGAUCUGGAUGGCGGCCGGCUUCUGGUCUGGAGCGCCACUUCUGGGCUGGGGAAGCUACACAGAUCGUGGCUACGGAACAUGUGAGAUCGACUGGACCAAAGCCCUCUACUCCACCGUGUACCGGGCCUACAUCAUCUGCAUCUUCAUCUUCUGCUUCUUCGUGCCCGUGCUCACCAUGCUCUUCUGCUACGUGUCCAUCAUCAACACGGUGAAGCGAGGGAACGCGCUGGCGUCUGAGGGCGACCUGACGGAUCGCCAGAGGAAGAUGGAGAGAGACGUCACCAUUGUGUCCAUCGUGAUCUGCACGGCCUUCAUCCUGGCGUGGUCUCCUUAUGCCGUGGUGUCCAUGUGGUCCGCCUUUGGAUUCCACGUGCCAAACCUGACCAGCAUCUUCACUCGGCUUUUCACCAAGUCAGCCAGCUUCUACAACCCGCUCAUCUACUUCGGCCUCAGCUCCAAGUUCCGCAAAGACGUGGGGGUCUUGCUGCCUUGCACCCGAGACGCCAAAGAAUCCGUUAAACUGAGACGCUUCAAGCCGAAGGCGGACGGCCAGGCGCGGGUCAAAGUUCCUCGCAGCGAGAAGAAGUACAACAUGGCUGACCCUGCGCCCGUCGGAAGUCCUCCCUGUGCGUCGGCGGCACCCGUCAACAGGGUCUUCUUCCUCGAGAGGCCGCAGCCGUCUGAGACCGGUUCUGAGUUUGAAUGUGCCAGACUGUGACCCAGAAGAACCCUCGGCGUCCUCCAUAGAUGGUCUGAAGGGAGUGCCUUAGAACUGCUGCAAUCUUUCACACGGCGAGCAGGGAGCGUGGCUAAAUGAUUGACAAUCUCUUUAGCUCCACCUCCUUCUGGCCCACCUUAGUGGUUUUGUUCUUGUAGACCGACCUGCAUCCCACCAAGCACUGCUUACACUUAUAUAGAAUUAAAGCAUUUUUAAUCACAGGUGCUUCUUCUUCU